Messenger RNA from Dictyostelium purpureum, 2439 nucleotides. RefSeq lists its product as uncharacterized. The coding region runs from base 1 to 2439 and encodes 812 amino acids. Gene Ontology annotation, molecular function: RNA binding. Gene Ontology annotation, cellular component: small-subunit processome; nucleolus. The record is from RefSeq and is a predicted model, not a curated record. NCBI's taxonomy places the organism in Eukaryota, Evosea, Eumycetozoa, Dictyosteliales, Dictyosteliaceae. The transcript is spliced from 3 exons. Gene Ontology annotation, biological process: rRNA processing.
AUGACUGAUUUUGUAAGAGGUAAAAACCAACAUAAAAUUAUUUCAGAAAAGAAAGAUGAUGAUGAGUUAGUUAGUACAAAAAGACUUAACCCAAAAAGAAGUAAUUUUUCAGAUAAAAAUAAUAGUAUUAAAAAGAAACAAAAAACAUCAAAAACCACCUCGGCAAUUAUUAAAGAUGAAGAUGAAAUUGUUUCAAGCGACAACGAAAAUGAAAACACCACAGUUUCAAUUGAAGAAGAAAAAGACAGAAACCUUUUCUCAUCAGUUUACCAUACUUUAAAGAAUAAAAAGAAAUCAAAAUUAACCAAUAAAAUCGAAAAACUCACCCCAACCCAACUUAAAGAGUACUUAAACGAACCAUCAAAUGUUUUAAAUAAAAAAGAAGAAGCCGAUGCAAAGAAAUUAUUACCAUUUUUAAAGAAAAAUAUCCCAAAAUCUGCUUGUAGAUUAUUUAAAAAAGAUAUUCAUAAAGGUAUGGUUGUAUUGGGUUCAUUUGAAUCAGUUUCAGAAAUUGAUAUUACAAUUAGUUUACCAUUUGGAUUAAAGGGUUAUAUUAAAUUUAAUGAAAUUUCAGAUUCAUUUACCGAAUGGAUGAAAAAGACAUUAGAAAGAGAGGAAGAGAAUGUUAAAUCUACCAAUUUUAGAAAAAUGAAAAUUAUUUCUGAUCAAGUUAGAAAGAUGUUUUACAAAGGCCAAAUUAUUAAAGUUGCCAUUGCAGGUUUUACCGAUCAUCAUACCAUCGAAGGUCUCCAUUGUUCAAUGAGACCAGAAGUUGUAAAUAGUGGUUCAUCAAUGGAAACAUUUACUGAAAACAUGACUAUUCAUGGUGCCGUUCAAUCAAUCGAAGAUAAAGGUUAUAUCGUUUCAUUUGGUUCAAAAGAUUAUACUGGUUUCAUCGAAUUUUCAAACACUAAUUACUAUUACCCAGGUCAAACUGAUGAAAAACAAAACGAUCUUUUUGUCGGUCAACCAAUUGAAGCUUUAAUUGACUCUAUCGAUAAAGAUACCAAAACAUUUAAAUUAACACUUUCACAUUCAUUAGUUUCAAGAGCAACUGUUAAAGACUCAUCAGUUAUCACUAUGGACUCAAUUAAAGCUGGUAUGUUAGUUGAAACUAAAGUAAUAGCAGUUAUUGGCGGUGGUUUACAUUUAGGAUUUUUAGAUUUCUUUGCUGGUGAUGUUGAACUUUUACACUUAAAUAAUCCACUUGACAAUUAUAAAGAUAAUCAAAAUGUUAAAGCAAGAAUUAUUUUUGUUGAUCAAGUUAAUAAGAGAAUUGGUCUUUCAACAUUACCACAUAUUAUGGGUUAUAAACCAUAUCCAUUUGGUACCUUUAAAAAAGGUCAAAUCUUUGAUUUCAACUCUUUAACCGUAGAAAGAAUUGAACCAUUAGAAAUGAUUCUUGCAUGUCCAUCAACUGUAGUUUCAAGUAAACCACAAACAAUCAAAGGUUAUGUUCACAUUGAAGAAUUAGAAAGUGGUGUAGUCAAUUUAAAUAAAGCCUCAAAUCAAUUCAAAAAAGGUGAAGCUUUCAACAAGAAAUGUAGAAUCAAACAUUUAGAUUAUUUAGAUGGUAUGGUUACUUUUACUGCCCGUACUAGAGAAUUAGAAAAGAAAUUUUUCUCUUACAACGAUAUUGAAUGCGGUAUGAUUACAACAGGUAUUAUUAAAUAUAUUAGAGAGGAAUCAGUUGAAAUCGAAUUAGCCCCAUCAAUUCAUGGUGUUGUUCCAAAAACCCAUUUAGCCGAUGUUGCCAUCACAAAUACCUCAACAUUCUUUAAACUUGGUUCCACUGUUAAAGUUCGUGUCAUUAGUGUUGACCCAGAUAAAAAACGUCUUCAAUUAACUCUUAAAAAAUCACUUAUUCAAUCAGAAUAUCCAAUUAUUACCGAUAAAAAUACAACCCCAGCUGGUCUCAUCUCCCAUGGUAUCAUUACUAAAACAACUAGAUACCUCGUUUUCGUUAGUUUUUAUAAUAAUAGUUUUGGUGUAGUCGAAUCUCAAAACCUUUCAUUAACUCCAAUCCAAUCAGUUCAAAAACAAUUCCCAAUUGGCCGUACUGUUUUAGUUAAAUCACUUUCAUCUGAUAAUUCAAAACCAGGUUUAUCAUUAACAAUGAUAAUAGAUGAUAAAGAUUUUGAAAGUCAACAAAAAAUUUUAAUAAAUAAUAAUUUAAAUAAUAAACAAGUUGAUCAACAAGAAGAAGAAGAACAAGAAGAACAAGAAGAAGAACAACAAGAAGAACAAGUUGAAGAAGAGCAACAAGAGGAAGUAGAGCAAGAAGAACAAGAAGAAGAAAAAGUAGCAGAGGAAAAAGUGAAAAAAGUAGAACCAAAAAAUAAAAAAGAUAAACAAAAUACAAACAACAAAAAAGUAGAAAAAUCAAAGGUUAAUAACGUUAAAUCAACUCCUAAACCAAAAACAAAUAAAAAAAAGUAA